Messenger RNA from Gekko japonicus, 341 nucleotides. RefSeq names its product neuronal migration protein doublecortin. The transcript has a single exon. Gene Ontology annotation, cellular component: axoneme. Gene Ontology annotation, biological process: photoreceptor cell development; axoneme assembly; retina development in camera-type eye. The annotation marks the transcript as partial. The record is from RefSeq and is a predicted model, not a curated record. NCBI's taxonomy places the organism in Eukaryota, Metazoa, Chordata, Lepidosauria, Squamata, Gekkonidae.
GUGAGAGCUAUGUAUGCUCUUCGGACAACUUCUUCAAGAAAGUGGAGUAUACCAAGAACGUCAAUCCAAACUGGUCCGUCAACGUGAAGACCUCGGCCAACAUGAAAGCGCCUCAGUCUCUGGCCAGCAGCAACAGUGCCCAGGCCAGGGAGAACAAGGACUUUGUGCGUCCCAAGCUGGUGACCAUCAUCCGGAGCGGGGUGAAGCCGAGGAAGGCCGUGCGCGUGCUCCUGAACAAGAAGACCGCCCACUCCUUUGAGCAGGUCCUCACUGAUAUCACAGAAGCCAUAAAGCUUGAAACGGGAGUCGUCAAGAAGCUCUACACUCUGGACGGGAAACAG